GCUAGCUCGGACCAUAUUGCAGCGGUUCACUUCACGCAGCGCGAGCGCCAACACUGUGCGGUUUGCCAUGGACAGCUACAGCAGACGUGGCCCCGUGUUCAGGAAAUUCCAGCGGCUGCGGAACCACCAGACCAAAGAGAUCGAAAUCGACCGGCUGUUCAACGAGACAUACGACGAACAACAGUCGACACAAUGCACGCCGAAGGCAUGCCUGGGGAGCCUGAUGGCCAUGCCUGGUCGGAGUACCACAGCACCGAGAUCGCCGGAGGAGCUUCUCAAACACGCCAAGGACUUCCUGGACCAGUACUUCACAUCCAUAAGAAGGCACAACAGCCAGGCGCACCUGUCACGCUGGGAGCAGGUUCAGCGGGAGGUGGCGACCACGGGCACCUACCAACUCACCGAGACGGAGCUCGUCUACGGCGCCAAGCUGGCCUGGAGGAACUCCGUCAGGUGCAUUGGUCGCAUCCAGUGGUCCAAGCUGCAGGUGUUCGACUGUCGCUACGUGACAACGACCAGUGGAAUGUUUGAAGCACUCUGCAAUCACAUAAAAUACAGCACCAACAAGGGAAAUAUACGGUCUGCAAUCACGGUGUUCCCGCAGCGCACGGACGGAAAGCACGACUACAAAGUAUGGAAUGCCCAACUGAUCAGCUACGCCGGCUACAAGAACCCAGACGGCAGCAUCACGGGAGAUCCCAACAACGUCGAGUUUACCGAGCUGUGUCUGAAGCUGGGCUGGAAGAGCGCGCGCACGAAGUUCGACAUCCUGCCGCUGGUGCUGUCGGCCAACGGACACGACCCGGACUGCUUCGACAUCCCGCCAGAGCUGGUGAUGCGCAUCCCGCUCAGCCACCCCACGUACGAGUGGUUCGAGAAGUUGGGCCUGGAGUGGUACGUGCUGCCCGCCGUAUCCAACAUGCUGUUCGACUGUGGAGGCCUCGAGUUUACGGGCGCGCCCUUCAACGGCUGGUACAUGAGCAGCGAGAUCGGCUGUCGCAACCUGUGCGACACACACCGCUACAACAUGCUGGAGACAUUCGCGGUGAAGAUGGGCCUUGAUACCCGGACUCCGGUGACGCUGUGGAAGGACAAGGCGCUGGUCGAGGCCAACGUCGCCGUUCUGCACAGCUUCCAGGUGAGGGGCGUGACGAUCGUGGAUCACCACACGGCCUCCGAGAGCUUCAUGAAGCACUACGAGAACGAGAUGCGGCUACGCAACGGCUGCCCCGCCGACUGGAUUUGGAUCGUGCCGCCAAUCUCUGGCUCGGUGUGCCCCGUCUUCCACCAGGAGAUGGCGCUCUACAUGCUCAAGCCCUCCUACGAGUAUCAGGAGCCAGCAUGGAAGUCGCAUGUGUGGAAGAAAGGACGGGAUUCUGGAAAGUGUCGCAAACCAAGACGCAAGUUCCACUUCAAGCAGAUUGCCAGAGCCGUCAAGUUUACGUCGAAGCUGUUUGGACGUGCGCUGUCUCGCCGUAUCAAGGCCACAGUGCUGUACGCCACAGAGACUGGGAAAUCGGAGAUGUAUGCCAAGAAACUGGGAGAGAUUUUCGGGCACGCCUUCAACGCACAGGUUUACUGCAUGGCCGACUACGACAUGAGCAGCAUCGAGCACGAGGCGCUGCUGCUGGUGGUCACCUCGACUUUUGGCAACGGCGAUCCGCCCGAGAACGGAGAGAUGUUCGCACAGAACCUGUACGCUAUGAAAAUGGACGAGGAGUCUACGGACGGCUCCAACAAAUUCACCAUGGCGAGCUCCAAGUCGUUCAUCAAGGCCAACAGCCAGACGGAGCUGGCCGGCCUACAGGUGGACCGCAAGCUGGACCGCCUGGACUCUCUGCGCGGCUCCGUCAGCGACAUCAUGUCCGAGGACACGUUCGGCCCGCUCAGCAACGUCAGGUUUGCUGUGUUUGCCUUAGGCUCAAGUGCAUAUCCAAAUUUCUGCGCAUUUGGGAAGUAUGUUGAUAACUUACUUGGUGAACUUGGAGGAGAACGUCUGCUGAAAUUGUCCCACGGAGACGAGCUUUGUGGCCAAGAACAGGCAUUCAGAAAAUGGGCAUCAGAUGUAUUCGGUCUUGCCUGUGAGACAUUCUGUCUUGAUGAUGAUGAAACAUUCCUGGAAGCCACACAAGCUUUGAGGGCACCAACUUUAUCAUCUGCUACAGUGAGAUUUGUUGAAUCAAAACAAGCAGAUUUAGCAAAAGCACUCUCAAAAUGUCACAACAAGAAAGUAUCUGGAUGUACUCUUGUAAGGAAAAUUAAUCUUCAUGGAAACGAUGCCAGCCGUGCAACAAUGCUUCUCCAGUUAGGAUGUGAGCUAGCUUACCAACCAGGAGAUCAUGUUGGGGUUUUCCCUUGCAAUAGGCGUGAGCUUGUUGAUGGUAUUUUAGCACGCCUUCAGUCUAGUUUUGACCCCGACCAGCCAAUUGAACUACAAAUGUUGAAGGAGACACAUACUUCAAAUGGUGUUCUCAAAAACUGGGAACCUCAUGAACGCCUCCCACCGUGUUCCCUGAGGACACUUUUCACACGAUUUUUGGAUAUCACUACACCACCAACACCAGAUUUGUUGCAGCAUUUUGCUUCCAUAGCCAGUGAUCCAGAGGACAAGAGACGUUUGAACCUUCUUGCCACUGAACCAGCAGCUUAUGAAGACUGGAGGCAUUGGAGGUUUCCUCACCUUUUGGAGGUCUUAGAAGAGUUUCCAUCUGUGCGGCCUUCUGCUGCUUUGUUAGUAGCACAGUUGACACCUCUGCAGCCACGGUUCUAUAGUAUAUCGUCGUCACCUAGUGUUUAUCAGAAGCAAAUACACAUCACAGUUGCUGUUGUUGUCUACAGAACCCAAGAUGGUGAUGGUCCACUGCACUAUGGCGUGUGUUCAAAUUUCUUGAGAGAUGCUGAAGAAAAUGAUCAAAUUUAUUUAUUUGUAAGAAGUGCACCCAACUUCUACCUUCCUACGGACGUCAAACGACCAGUUAUAAUGGUGGGUCCUGGCACAGGAAUUGCACCUUUCAGGGGAUUCUGGCAGCACCGGAUGGCCCAGUUACAAGCUUCACAACAAGGCACUGAUGGUUUUGGCAAAAUGUGGUUGUUCUUUGGCUGCCGACAACGAGCUCUUGAUCUGUAUCAUGAUGAAAAAGCAGCAAUGCUGGAAGAAAAAGUGUUGGACAAAGUAUUCCUUGCCCUUUCUCGUGAAGCUGAUAUACCUAAGACAUACGUUCAAGAUUUAAUACGCAAAGAAGCUGCUUCAGUGUACAAGAAACUGGUGGAGGAAGAUGGCCAUUUUUAUGUAUGUGGAGACUGUACAAUGGCUGAACAUGUGUAUCAAAUGCUGAAGUUAAUAAUACAGGAACAUGGGUCUAUGACAGAUGCAGAUGUUGAGAGCUACAUGCUUAAAAUGAGGGAUGAAAACCGAUAUCAUGAGGACAUUUUUGGAAUUACAUUGCGUACAGCAGAAGUACACAACAGGUCAAGAGAGACAGCAAGGAUUCGAAUGGCAUCUCAACCAUAGCACAUAUAAGCUGUACACCAUGGGUGUCACAAAUGCAGCAUAUAUCCUACAUGGUGCCUAUUUAUAUUUUAAUGAAAUAUUAAUUAAAUACAGUGGCACAUAUAUAAAUACUGUUCCUUAAAGAUUUUAAUUAUAGUAAAUUAUAAAAUGCAUUUAUAUGCAGAAAUAUCUCAUAUUUUUUCUGGAAAUAUGUACUGUUUAUGAAAUAUAUAAAAAGCCUAGAUCUUUAGUGUUAGAUGCUACACACAGUGUAAAGAAUUUAUAAUUUCUUUAUUUAUUUAACUUAUACUAUAUUUUUACAUGGUGUUGGGAAGUACUGGAACAAAUGUUCGCUUCCUGUUAUAACAAAAAAUGAAUAAACAAAUUUUCUUAAGUUAGCAAUAAA
This is a messenger RNA of Schistocerca americana (American grasshopper), 3896 nucleotides long. RefSeq names its product nitric oxide synthase, salivary gland (gene Nos). Gene Ontology annotation, biological process: nitric oxide biosynthetic process. Lineage: Eukaryota; Metazoa; Arthropoda; Insecta; Orthoptera; Acrididae. The record is from RefSeq and is a predicted model, not a curated record. The transcript has 25 exons. Gene Ontology annotation, molecular function: nitric-oxide synthase activity; heme binding; FMN binding. Bases 68 to 3511 code for a protein of 1147 amino acids.